This is a messenger RNA of Python bivittatus (Burmese python), 1532 nucleotides long. Its product is annotated as transmembrane protein 272. NCBI's taxonomy places the organism in Eukaryota, Metazoa, Chordata, Lepidosauria, Squamata, Pythonidae. The record is from RefSeq and is a predicted model, not a curated record.
UUGGGGGGGGGGAAGAAGGCGUGGGGGCAAGGGAGCAGCACAGGCUUCCAUUGUCUCUGCCCCCUUUCCAGAGGGGCCGUUGAAUUUCACCCAGGCUAGAGGGUUUGUCUGCAACGGGAUGGAAGGUUGUUUCUAGGCAAGCAAAACAGAGCUUAAAUCUCCCCUUGGUUUUAUGGUGGUUGAACCUGAGGGCAGUGCCUCUGAGCGUGUCCAGAAGGCUGUUGCGGGAGGGAUGGGCAGCUAGGCACCAGCCGGCACAGAGCCAAGACAGAACCAAGCCCCAUCCAGUCCUCGGAGGGCCGCGCCAGAGAGAAGGCCCCAGUGCUCUCCGGUGAAGCCCUGGUGUUAUGCAGCGCGUGUCACAAAAAGCUGCCCUCCUGCCGCGGCUGGGUGGUGCUCGCUUCAGGGCACGACGUGUGGUGAACCCAGGGCGAGUGGCUGGCUCAGCGUGCUGUGCAAACACAGAAAGUGGGUUACUGUCAAGCCCUGACUUAGUGGACCUUAAACCUAAGUGCCCAUUAAAUCUCUCUCGACUGCGUCGCGGGGAGGCUAAUCGCUUGCUGCUGCUUCACAGCCAGUAUCCGCUGGCCCGCCUGGUCUUCUGGGCACCUUCUUCCUCUCCUCCCCAGGCACGGGAAGCAUGCAGAAAAACUGCCUGGCACUCACCUGCAGCUGCCAUGGCCGAGGAAUCGCAGUCUGAGACGCUUCUCCUGAGGGCUACUGAAGAGCCUUCCUCCGUGCACUCUGUCCUGAUGGUCCUAGGAAAGCUCCUCUUUGCUGUGCUGGCUGUUGCAGGAAUUGUCAUUGGAAUAGUCUACUUCAGCCAGUGUCCCCGGCAGCCUCCCCUCCCUGUUUACGUGGUCAUCUUGGGCAUUGUUACGCUCUUGCUCCUGUUCCUGAGCUGCAUUCCCUGCGGGGACGGCACCAAUCGACCAAGCACCCUACUCAGCUGUUUCCGGGCAGCUGGUUUCCUCUUCCUCUGUGCCUGGUUCAUUGCAGGUAACGUGUGGGUCUACUCUAUCUACCCCCCAGAUUACGAGGCCGUUGGCCAUCCCGACUUCUGCCAGCGGACUCUCUUCCUCUUUGCCUUUGGGGUCACCACCGCCAUCCACAUGGCCUUGGCAGUGGCGCUGCUGCUGGCUCUGGGCAUUCUUGCAGUCAUCCUUAUCUUGAACGCGAUGAUGCCCUAUGGUAGGCACAACUGUCCCGGGGGCCCAUAGCAGCUGUGGGGUGUCUUUGUUCUUAGUGGACCUUUUUGCUAAUAAAUCUCGGUGUUGCUAAGCUGCGUCGUCCUCCCACUUGGAUUUGGGCUGAAGCGGUACUAGAGGGGCUUUGGGGAGGUUGGACGCCACCCGGUUCCUGGAAGCCGGGCUCGGCAGGGCGGAGCUGCCGAGCUGGCUCUCCUCCGCGGCUGGCUCGUGGUGGGGAACGGGAGGACCGGGGCUCGCGGAGACAGCACCCCCGCCGCUUUCCUCCCUCCCCACUGAUUCGCAGCGCCCGCGCGCGCUGCGUUUCCCCGCUCCGAGGGGGAG